Messenger RNA from Abrus precatorius (Indian licorice), 2310 nucleotides. Its product is annotated as thiamine-repressible mitochondrial transport protein THI74. Gene Ontology annotation, biological process: transmembrane transport; regulation of peptide transport. NCBI's taxonomy places the organism in Eukaryota, Viridiplantae, Streptophyta, Magnoliopsida, Fabales, Fabaceae. Gene Ontology annotation, cellular component: membrane. Gene Ontology annotation, molecular function: transmembrane transporter activity. The coding region runs from base 397 to 1725 and encodes 442 amino acids. The transcript has 4 exons. The record is from RefSeq and is a predicted model, not a curated record.
ACCCACAAACAGAGCAAAAGCUUGUUACCUUUUGGGCCAGCACCUCGGGUGGUUUUAAGAAAAUAAAGGGUCACACGCCCCAAAAUCGGAUCCGACCCACGUAUUCGCUUUAUCGAAUUGCUUGCGGAUUCAGUUUCCGCGUGGAUUCAAUUUCAACGGCAUUUGGCCCCAAAAGUAAAAAAAAAUAAAAAAUAAAAUCUGAAACGAUUGCUUCAUUGUUCGCACAGAAAAUUGAAAUCAAUUUCGGCGAAUAUUGUGACUUCUUCUUUCGAUCAGCCGUCACGGAUUUUCAUACAGGUGAUAUUUUACUAAAAUUGAGAAAAUGGGUAUUGAUAAUUUUUCCAUUAGAUAGGGUUUUUCCUUCUGGGCAGUCUAGAUUUGGAGUUUGGGUGAUGCAUGGAUAUGGGAUCAAAAGAUGUGCAUAGUAAAACAUGGAAAUGGGCACAGGGUUUGAUAUACAUAUUUGCUGUGGCAACAAUUUGGAUAGCUGCUAGCUUUGUAGUACAAUCUGUUGUAGAUGCUGGUGUGUCACCAUUCCUUGUUACCUACAUCUGCAAUUCAUUGUUUUUGGUGUUGAUUCCAAUUGUUGAAAUUGGGAGGUAUUUGGAGGAUUCUUAUGGGGGUUUAUGGUUUUGGAGGCGUGAGCAGUGUAGCCCACAUUUGGAGAGAAGGGUAGGGGAGUCAGAGCAGGCUAUCCUUCUCAACGAUAAUGAUGCAGGCAAUGAAACUCGUGAAUCCUCGGUUCUCGAAGAGGUUGGUGUCAGUCAACAAAGGAGCUAUGGUUCUGAGUUGCUGCCCGAAGACAGGGUGAUGAGGGUAUUGGGUGAUCAAAUUAAUGUGGUUGAAAAUGUUGAUAAUCAGUUGGAUGAGAAAGGGCGUUGGAGCCGGUGCAGAGUGGCCAAAGUUAGUCUAUUGAUAUGCCCAUUUUGGUUUUUAGCUCAACUCACUUUUAACCUAUCAUUGAAGUAUACUACAGUUACGUCAAAUACUAUCUUAAGCAGUGCAUCCAGUCUUUUUACCUUCUUGGUCUCUCUGGCAUUCUUGGGUGAGAGGUUCACUUGGUUAAAGCUCUUUAGUGUUUUUCUUUGCAUGGGAGGAACAAUAAUUGUAAGUCUUGGCGAUUCACAAUCUGGUUUAAGAACAGUUGCAUCAAAUCCUCUUCUUGGAGACUUUUUUGCACUUGUUUCAGCAGGAUUAUAUGCAGUUUAUAUAACUCUUAUUCGCAAGAAAUUGCCUGAUGAUGAUGGAAAGAGUGGUGAAGCCAGUACAGCUCAGUUCCUUGGAUUUCUUGGGCUUUUCAAUGUUUUGAUUUUUCUUCCAGUUGUUGUCAUGCUCAAUUUUACCAAGAUGGAACCUUUUAAUAUACUUACCUGGGAGCAAUUUGGUCUGAUAAUCGGUAAAGGAUUGCUGGAUAAUGUGCUGAGUGAUUACUUGUGGGCCAAGGCUGUUCUUCUUACAUCAACCACAGUAGCUACAGCUGGACUUUCAAUUCAGGUCCCAUUGGCUGCCAUUGUUGAUACCUUGACUGGAAAUGCUCCUCGCUUUAUGGAAUACCUUGGAGCAAUAGCUGUCAUGAUUGGCUUCACUGGAAUCAACAUUCCUUCCGAUACUUUUAGCAAAUUAGGAAAAACUACUGUGGAAUUGGAAAAUGAGAACUUGACUAUAAGAACUGAAGAGCUUACUUUGCAUAGCCAUAGAAGCCAAGAUUCACCCUCCACAUCAUAGCAUUGUACAUUGCAUUCAUUUCACGUGUUAGUUGAAGGAUGGUCUUGUGUAACCAUACCAAAAUUUUGAGGAAACAUUGAAGUUAGUCUUUGAAAUUGUAUGGAUUGAACAUUCUAGUCCUCAAUAUUUUAAAACUUCUUUAUUUGUCUGACUUUGUAAAAAAAUAUUUAUUAUAGUCCUUUUUUAAAAUAAUUUUCUUACUGUUGUUUUGCGCUAAAAAGGACUAAAGUAAAUGUUGUUUUACAAAGUUAAAUUUGUAAAAUUUUCAGAAACUAAAAUGUUCGAUAUAUACAAUCUUUGAAGACUAAUUAAAAGAUUAAGUUGGCAAUAACUGAAAUGUGCUGCUAUACCAGACAUUGAAAAUACAAGAACCAGGGAAGAUAGUUUACUAGAGGAACAAACGAGAUUGCUCCUGGAGAUAUGUAAACGGCCUUGUGGUUCAGCAUUUUGCUCCUUGGACGAGAUUUUCAUUCAUGAUUUUGGUGCCUUAUUAUAAUGUCUAAUAAUUUUGGGAUACUUUGUAAAUGUAAAAGGUUUCAAGUCAUAUUCGCUCGUUUAAUAAUAUUAUAUCAAAUGGCAUAUGAC